Gossypium raimondii (Peruvian cotton) is the source of this 1155-nucleotide messenger RNA. Its product is annotated as ethylene-responsive transcription factor RAP2-3. The coding region runs from base 85 to 876 and encodes 263 amino acids. The record is from RefSeq and is a predicted model, not a curated record. The transcript is spliced from 2 exons. Lineage: Eukaryota; Viridiplantae; Streptophyta; Magnoliopsida; Malvales; Malvaceae. Gene Ontology annotation, molecular function: DNA binding; DNA-binding transcription factor activity. Gene Ontology annotation, biological process: regulation of DNA-templated transcription; ethylene-activated signaling pathway.
CGGUCUAUAAAUCCUAGACCCCAAUACCAAAGCUUUUUCCAUCUGAAAAAAAAAACAGGUUUUCUUUUAAGAUAACACCCAAAAAUGUGUGGAGGUGCAAUUAUUUCCGAUUUCGUCGCCCCCAAAUAUGACCGGCAAUUGACCGGCGAUGACCUUUGGUCUGAACUUGACAUAUUCUCCGACCUCCUAGGUUUCGACAACAAUGGCAAAAGCUUUGUCAAUCAUCAGUUUCAUAACAACAACAACAACAAGAAGCUCAUUAAUCCAAAAGACAAUCAACUUAACAAAGAGAGAAGCGAGACGAUUCAGAAGACAAGCCAAGUCACUAAAAAGGUUGAAAAGACUCAGCGAACUCGGAAAAACUUUUACAGAGGAAUAAGACAAAGACCAUGGGGCAAAUGGGCGGCUGAGAUUAGAGACCCUCAAAAAGGCGUCCGAGUUUGGCUCGGUACCUAUAACACAGCCGAAGAAGCGGCUCGAGCCUACGAUGAAGCCGCCAAGCGUAUCCGUGGUGAUAAAGCCAAGCUCAACUUCCCUCAAACGCCCACCAAAAAUCAAGCAGCUUCACCAGCUCUUACUCUGCUUCCUCCUGCUAAGAAAAGGUGCAUCGUUCCCGAGUUAACUCAACCGAGUUUCCAGACUGACUCACCACCUUAUCCUAUGGGUCUUGGGUAUGGAAGAAGUGAAGAUUAUAAGCCGAUUGAAGUGGUGGAGAGUGAGUUGGAGUUGAAAGAACAAAUCUGGAGCCUGGAAUCAUUCCUGGGCUUGGAGACUAACCAUGAGACUAUGACUCAGCUGAGUGGUAACGGUGGGACUGACUCACUGGAGCUUUGGACACUUGAUGACCUCGUAACUCAGUAUAAGCAACGGCGCUAACAUGUUCAUUAGUGGGGGCGAAAAUUAAAUAAUAGUUAGCGUUAAUCAAUGUUUUUGUGUUACUUAGGGUUUUUUUAUUUAUGCUAUCAUGCAUUAUAUAUAUAUAUAUGAGAAUAAAGGAUUAACGCUUUGCUCUUGCAUGGAUUAGUUAGCGUUAAUCAAUGUUUGUGUGUUAAUUAGGGUUUAUUAUUAUGUUGUUAUAUAUGUAUAUGCUUAUGACUUUCAUGUUUGUAUCAAUCCAUUAGUUGCAUUAUAUAUAUAAGAAUAAAGGAUUUAACA